This is a messenger RNA of Anoplopoma fimbria (sablefish), 4712 nucleotides long. It is a transcript of the gene tmtc2b, whose product is annotated as transmembrane O-mannosyltransferase targeting cadherins 2b. Bases 9 to 2543 code for a protein of 844 amino acids. Gene Ontology annotation, cellular component: endoplasmic reticulum membrane. Gene Ontology annotation, biological process: protein O-linked glycosylation via mannose. The transcript has 12 exons. Gene Ontology annotation, molecular function: mannosyltransferase activity; protein binding. NCBI's taxonomy places the organism in Eukaryota, Metazoa, Chordata, Actinopteri, Perciformes, Anoplopomatidae. The record is from RefSeq and is a predicted model, not a curated record.
ACAGAGAAAUGUUUGCAGAAUUGCUGUGCGGCGCCGUGGCUCUGGUCCUGUAUGUCAACACUCUGGACGCCGAUUUCUGCUACGAUGACAGUCGUGCAAUCAAGACCAAUCAGGAUCUGCUUCCAGAGACCCCCUGGACAAAUAUCUUCUACGAUGACUUUUGGGGCACCUUACUCACUCACAGUGGCAGCCACAAGUCCUACAGGCCCCUCUGCACCCUGUCAUUCCGCCUCAACCAUGCUGUGGGUGGGCUGGAGCCCUGGGGUUACCACCUGGUUAACGUGGCCCUCCACGGGGCUGUGACAGGCCUGUUUACCUCGCUAGCUCGCCUGCUGCUCGGAGGAGGCCUGUGGAGCCUGCUCGCUGGCCUGCUCUUCGCCUCUCACCCCAUCCACACCGAGGCGGUGGCGGGCGUGGUGGGCCGGGCCGAUGAAGGUGCCGCCCUGUUCUUCCUGCUGUCUCUGCUGUGCUACAUGCGUCACUGCCAGCUGCGCGGCCACGCCGGGCCCUGGCGACUCGUGGCCUGGUUCCUGGGCAGCCUGGGCUGCGCUGCAUGCAGCAUGCUGUGGAAGGAGCUCGGAGUGACCGUGCUGGCCGUAUCGGCGCUGUACGACGUCUGUGUUUUCCACAAGCUCAAGUUGCGACAGGUCAUCAUGCUCCUCUACAAGAGAAAGAACGUCCACCUGCUGCUGAAUGUGUUUCUGCUGGCAGCCUGGGGAGCCGUCCUGUUGGCCUGCCGCUUCUACUGGAUGGGUAACAAACCCCCCAACUUCUCCAACUCAGACAACCCGGCAGCCGACUCACCCUCGCUCCUCACCAGGACUCUAACCUUUUCCCACUUGCCUGCCGUCAACUUUUGGCUUCUCCUUUGCCCGGACACGCUCAGCUUUGACUGGUCAAUGGACGCCCUGCCUUUGAUCAGGAGCCUUGCCGAUUGGAGGAACGUUCACACUGUGGUCUUCUACCUUGGGUUGCUCUUGCUGGCUUGGUUCAGCCUGAGGACGCACCAGUCGGCUAAAGGCAAGGAGACCAAUGGCAAAGCGCAUCAUUACACCAAUGGCAAAAAUGGGAACAGUAAUGGGCACAGUUACCAAUAUAACAAUCAUGAACAUUUGAACAAUUCUCACACAGACGGUCACAUUAAUAGUGCACAGAAUGGUACCAAAAAGCACUACGAGAGCAGGACUCCGCUGCCCACCACUGAAAAUGUUGUGGUGUUCUCGCUAGGCCUGUUGGCUAUCCCUUUCCUCCCUGCCACAAACUUGUUUUUCUACGUGGGGUUUGUGAUAGCAGAGAGAGUACUGUACAUCCCCAGCAUGGGCUUUUGCUUGCUGGUGGCGGUGGGGAUGAGGUCUCUGUACGUCCGUCUGCGACGCAGGUCCUCCAAGACGGUGUUGGUGUACUGCAGCGCUGCCGUGGUUCUUCUUUUCGGUGUCAAAACUGUUUUGAGGAACCGGGACUGGCAGAAUGAGGAGAUGCUCUACAAGUCAGGGAUUUAUGUCAAUCCUGCUAAAGCAUGGGGCAACCUUGGAAAUGUCCUGAAGAGCCAGGGCGAGAUGGAGGAGGCUGAACAGGCGUACAGAAGUGCCCUCUAUUACCGGAGCAACAUGGCUGACAUGCUGUAUAACCUCGGUUUGCUGCUACAGGAGAGCAACAAGUUCUCAGAGGCACUCCACUACUAUAAGCUGGCCAUUGGGAGCCGGCCAACCCUGGCUUCGGCUUACUUGAACACAGGCAUCAUCCUGAUGAAUCAGGGUCGCCUAGAUGAGUCCAAACGCACCUUCCUGACCUGCGCCGAUAUCCCCGAUGAAAACCUGAAGGACCCCCACGCCCACAAGAGCUCCGUCACCAGCUGCUUGUACAACCUGGGCAAGCUGCUCCACGAACAGGGACACCAGGAGGAGGCCCUCACAGUGUUUAAAGAAGCAAUACAGAAAAUGCCAAGACAAUUUGCACCACAGAGCCUCUACAACAUGAUGGGAGAGGCCUACAUCAGACUGAACAAGCUGACCGAGGCCGAACACUGGUACAGAGAGUCCCUCCGAGCCAAGCCGGACCACAUUCCUGCACAUCUCACCUAUGGCAAACUCCUGGCUAUGACGGGGCAGAAAACAGAAGCGGAGAGGUACUUCCUGAAGGCCAUCCAACUCGAUCCCACAAAAGGCAACUGCUACAUGCAUUAUGGUCAGUUUUUGUUGGAAGAUUCGCGGCUCCUGGAAGCGGCGGAGAUGGCAGAGAAAGCCGCACGCCUCGACAGCAAGGAGUUUGAUGUGGUCUUCAGUGCAGCCCACAUGCUCAGACAAGCCAGCCUGAAUGAGGCAGCUGAGAAGUAUUACGGACAAGCAGCGAGCCUGAGACCCAGUUAUCCUGCCGCCUUGAUGAACCUGGGGGCGAUCCUCCACCUCAAUGGGAAGCUACAAGAAGCUGAAGCCAAUUACCUCCGAGCACUUCAACUGAAACCGGAUGACACCAUCACCCAGUCUAACCUGCGUAAGCUGUGGAACAUAAUGGAGAAACAGGGCCUGAGGACCAUGAGCCCCUGAGCUCAGCCUGCCCGCCUACCUGCCAUCUGUACACCAGACUUGGGGGGAAAAGACGGCUCGCACGCUCCUCAUUCUCUCUUCUCAUCCAGGAAAGAUGGAAGAGACUCAGGGAGGAUGUUUGCUCAGAGAGACCAUGACUGUGCCGCACAGCCCUUCUAAUAAUUCCUGAGCUCUGCAUACACCUCAGGCCAGCAGCUUUUCUCAGUAGCAUCGCUCACAGUUUGGCAGGCGCUGCGUGGUAUUUGGACUCCUCAGAACUUUCUUCGAAUUAGUGCUCCCACAGGAACAUCUUCUUUGUUUUUGUUUUUCUUUUAGAACUACAGCACUUAGACUUGAAGUAGGACCAAACAGUGGGUACGUCCUUCAACAUUUGUGAUGAAUUAGGUUUUAUUUUCCAAAAUAAAGAGUUGUUCAGAGAGUUAAAAUUUGCCCCUGAGCAGUGUGAGAUAAGAUAUAAAAGAGUAUCUCAGACCACUGCACUGAGGGCAUUUUCCAUCACAAUUUAAUAAAGUUGUUGGUUUGAUCUCGUUUUCAAUCUUGAUAAUGAAAAAAAAGGCAAUGUGGAGAAUUGGAUAUACCAUCCAACGUCCCCAAAUGAGGUUUAAAUCACAAAAAACUCAGACUCACUUAGAUUACACACACUUCUUCAUAUAAAAAAAAUAAGCACCAUCACUUCAAACCAUUUGUAGCAGAUGUUCUUAUAUUUGGUGAAAACUUGAAAAAGGGAAUUUAAUUUGGUAGCGAGUACAGCACAACAAUAGCCUCUAAAAGCUCCACUAAGGCUGGACUUUGCCAAAUACAGUAUGUUUUGGCAAGAAAACUCAAAAGCAAAGGACUUGUGACUCUGUUCACAUUGGACUGGCUUAUAAUAAAAGGUGUGAGUCUUCUACAGCAGUGUACACAAGCAUACAAGUGGACAUUUUACCACUUCUGCCUCUUGUCCUGCAUUGGCAAGGAGCCAAGUCACCAUGGCAACCCAUUUGUCUGCAACAAUUAAAAGGUAUGAAUUGAAAUAACAAAGAGACUGGUACAGUAGUUUGGUACACGUCUCCCCACACGUUUGAAGUUUUGACAAACAAGUGUGAGGAACUGAAACUGAUGAAAGAGUUUUUCUAACCAAAUACAAAAGCUAUGCCGAUGCACACCUUUUCAUCACGGAACGAUGCACAGACAAAGCACGUCUGAGGGAAAUGUUUUGAUGCCUAUGUUUUUGUUGGAAUAAAACUAAUUUCAUUGUGUUUUGUAUAAAUGAAUCCUAAUAUAUACCUACAUUGUCUAUAGUAUUCAGAAGAUCUUGCAGCAAAAAAGUAGCCAGACUUAACAUGAAAUCUCAGAUACUGAGCAAGUUUGGUUUGUUACAUGAAGUAUUUCCCAUAUGGUCAAAACUCCAGUCUUAAAGUCUCUAUUUGUAUAUAAUCCGUGUAAUUAACAUCUAUUUGUUUGUUUGUUGUUGUCAGCAUACAAUAAGUGAAAGGUCACCUUGCGGGAAGUAAGAAUAUGUACAGUAUUUGAUAUCACUUGUUUGUUAUUGGCCACAAACCUCCUGAGCUUUCUGUGUCCUUAGUCUAAACAUUGUAAGUUAUUGCUGUGCGUUACCUUAGCAACAGAACCAGCUGGCACUGUGUUUUUACAUAUAAAAUGAAGAAAGUUAGCGGAUGUGGUUUCUCAUUGAGAAAAUACAGUUAAGUGGCUAAUUAUUGGUAAAUUCAAAGUAACACCUACAAUGGAAGAUAGAAAUGUUGAAUAUAUAUUUCACGUGUUGCAUUCACUCUGUUCUGUUUUUGACUGUGAUGGUCACUAGUGAUGUGUUCUAUAAGAUAGUCACAGUUCACAUUCACCUCACACACCCCUUCGUCAAAGAGCUUGCUAAGUUCUCCCGUGUAUAUAAAGUGUUUAUGAACAAACACUGAUAAUUGUUAUUGCUUGAGUAAAGAUGUAAAAAAAAAAGUGUUUCACUCUGUGUCUCUGCUCAGGGAUCUCAAGCGGUGGGUUAUUGCAGAAACUUGUUCACAGAGCGUUUACUAAAUUAAAGAUUUAUUUUUGAAAGUUGUAUUUGUAUAAAUUAUCGAGAUUUGUAGCCUUUUUCUCCUUUUUGUAAUAUAAAGAUGAACAAUGUGCCAGAAAAUACUUUUUUUUUCUGAUCAAUGUUGCUUCUUUUUCCACAAUAAA